AUGACGAAGUAUCAUAUCAGUGUCAAGGCGACCUUUCUGGAGUUUGUUCCACUGGACGCCACCUCAGAGUCGCCCCUCCGCCGGUGUCGAUCGUGCUCACCGCAUUGGUCGCCCCCCGAGAUCGAAAAGGGAAAGCGAGGAGGUGGCGCCAGUGACAGUACCGCAGCAGAGACUGAGGAUGUGGUCUUGAACUCCAGUGAAGACACAGAAGAUUGCAAGGGCCAGCCCCAGGUGCUGUACAAAAAGCACCGCAGUAACUUAUACAGGAAGAUCAACAAGGAGAUCUCAUCGGCCUAUUGUACCCAAAGCCUCCUGAACAUCAUCGACAGAAGCUUGGGCGACAUGAAUGCCGUCAACCUCUCCACUUCGAUCCACCGGCUGGCCCGUGCCAUCGGUUCCCACGAAUGGGACCCAGAGGUUUCUCGAGUUCUUGACCGGUUGCUGGAUGCCAUCGAACAUCAGGCGGUCUCGGAGCUCGAGAGGGGCGCGUCCAAGUUUUCUCCACGCUGCGCCACCAUCAUCGCGUGGUCUUGUGCAACACUCCAGGCAAUGCGGGGAUGCCAGGGCGAGGUGUUUCGCUUGCGGCUAUUCUCGGUGCUCAUGACGAUCAGCUUGCAAAGUUUGCAGUCCUGCCAAGCUUACGAGGUGACGAACCUUCUUUGGGCUGUGGCUCAACUGAGCAAGCAGCACCCUGGCGGAUUCUUGUGGGGUCGAUGUGGAGGAUCUCAACGUGUAGCAGGCCCUUAG
Molecule: messenger RNA, 747 nt
Organism: Durusdinium trenchii
Lineage: Eukaryota; Dinophyceae; Suessiales; Symbiodiniaceae
Source: the annotation of a GenBank genome assembly